AUGGUACCUUCACACUCGCUUAUUCUUUUCUUGUCAUUCGUUUUAAGCCCUUUCGUUCAGGCUGCUCCUUGGAUUGUGACAGAUGUCUACGAGCAAAGGGUUACUACAGAUUACUACGGCGAGUUGACCACCGAGGUCCAAAAAAUCUCUCCAACUGCAAGUUUGCCAUCUGAGGCCUUGUCCACCAUUACUUCUACGAAUACCGAUUAUGACUACACCAUUGUCCAAAAGUUGUAUCCCACUGGCUAUGGCAAACAGCGAGGCUUAUACGAUGGCUAUCGUAACAAUGUGGAUAGUGAUGGAAACUAUCUCGGCACCCUAUACAAGGUCAACCUAACUUACUCGGCCCCGACAGCCUGCUCUACUCAAUGGACCACCACGACCGGUGUCGAGUUCUACCCUCCCGAUGAGAUCGCCACCUUGCUGCCCAGAGAUAAUAUAGAAACCACGACAAUCGUCGACGACAGUCGGGCAUUCCAGCCCACCACCUACAUCUAUGAGAUAGUGUUCGUGGAGCCCACCCAACUUCCCACAAGCUCUCUAAACUCUCUGAGCUACUACAACGCCCCUACCUCUGUCUACUCAGGUGUUGGAUGCGAGUACACAGGCCGCACAUCUCAUUACGGAUACUCCGACGAUUACAACACUGGCGAAACCGCCUCUGGGUCUGACUCCACCGAUUCAGAUAACAAUUCGAACGACAAUAACUACAAUAACUAUGGCUACUAUGACUACUACGACGACGGCAAUUGGUUCACCAGCGCACGGUGGUCCGGCAUCGGCAUCUCCUACCUCGCACUUACAUUGAUCUGCGUGCUGGGUUGGGUUGGCCUAUUUUUCAUCCUCGGCAUGAUCGAGGCCUGGGUGCGAUUCCGUCGCCUCAUGACGGGCUGGCAGACCCGCCGUGGUCUGCCUCUUUUCUGGGCUUUCAUUUGGCUCCCUCUUUCUCUUUUCUUCCUGUUUUGUUUCCGCAAGGGCUACCGCGCCCGCAGCAAAGAGGACGCCGAGAUUCUCAAGCAAAGAUGGGACGCCAUGGGUUUCUGGACUAAGAUUCGCCUGUUUUUAGCCUGGGGUUUCCGCUUCAAGUACCCAACUGUUUUGGGCCCCGCGCCCGCGCUUGUCAAGACAAGCAAGAGGCCUACCGAGUCUGGUCCGCGCUUGCUAGAUCCCACGGCUGCUGAGAUGUCUCAGGCUCCUGUACCUCAGGCUCAGCCCUAUCCUGCUCCACUGCAAUCUGGUGUACUGCCAGCGGGCCAUGGCGAGGAGACUGGUCCCGUUCGUUAUGCUUGA
Penicillium coprophilum is the source of this 1290-nucleotide messenger RNA. RefSeq lists its product as uncharacterized. NCBI's taxonomy places the organism in Eukaryota, Fungi, Ascomycota, Eurotiomycetes, Eurotiales, Aspergillaceae. The coding region runs from base 1 to 1290 and encodes 429 amino acids. The record is from RefSeq and is a predicted model, not a curated record. The transcript has a single exon.